Heteronotia binoei (common prickly gecko) is the source of this 2504-nucleotide messenger RNA. It is a transcript of the gene RHOB, whose product is annotated as ras homolog family member B. The record is from RefSeq and is a predicted model, not a curated record. Gene Ontology annotation, biological process: small GTPase-mediated signal transduction. The transcript has a single exon. Gene Ontology annotation, molecular function: GTP binding; GTPase activity. Lineage: Eukaryota; Metazoa; Chordata; Lepidosauria; Squamata; Gekkonidae. Bases 474 to 1064 code for a protein of 196 amino acids.
GACUAGCCAGCAAAGGAGUUCUGGGGAGCGCUUCGAAAGGAAAGAUUUAAAAAAAGUAACCCAAACACGCUGCAUGUUUUGGGGAGAGGCGACUGAAGAGAUUUGGUGCAAACGGCAGAAACAAGACGAGAUCGGCAGGAAAAGGCGCAGCAGCCGCUCUGCCCCGCUCGCUGCUGGGAUUGGCCUUGCCGGAAGGAAAAGAGCGCGAGAGCCUUCCCUUCGGCAGCGGUGCAGCCGAGCGCCUUCCCCUCGCCGGUGCCUGGGACGUGGCGCGCCUGCAAGGAGUGGGCGGCUCCCUUGACGCUCCCAGGGCCCCGCACGGCGCCUAGAGAAGAGACUCACCCGGCCUCCUCCUCGCCACGGUGCCCUAUCGCAAGGCAGAGGCGGCGGCAGCGGCAGCAGUCCGGGGCGAAGGCGACGUCUCGAGGUCCCUGCUGGAGCAGCCUCCCAAGGCGGGCUUGGCGAAGCUGGCCAUGGCGGCGAUCCGCAAGAAGCUGGUGGUGGUGGGCGACGGAGCGUGCGGCAAGACGUGCCUGCUGAUCGUCUUCAGCAAGGACGAGUUCCCGGAGGUCUACGUGCCCACCGUCUUCGAGAACUACGUGGCCGACAUCGAGGUGGACGGCAAGCAGGUGGAGCUGGCCCUGUGGGACACGGCCGGCCAGGAGGACUACGACCGCCUGCGCCCGCUCUCUUACCCGGACACCGACGUGAUCCUCAUGUGCUUCUCGGUGGACAGCCCGGACUCCCUGGAGAACAUCCCGGAGAAGUGGGUGCCCGAGGUGAAGCACUUCUGCCCCAACGUGCCCAUCAUCCUGGUGGCCAACAAGAAGGACCUGCGCAACGACGAGCACGUGCGCAACGAGCUUGCGCGCAUGAAGCAGGAGCCCGUGCGCACCGAGGACGGCCGCGCCAUGGCCAUCCGCAUCCAAGCCUACGACUACCUCGAGUGCUCGGCCAAGACCAAGGACGGCGUGCGGGAGGUCUUCGAGACCGCCACGCGGGCCGCCUUGCAGAAGCGCUACGGCACCCAGAACGGCUGCAUCAACUGCUGCAAGGUGCUAUAACGGGGGAGGGCGGCUUGGUGGAGCGGCGGAACCUCAGCGGAGGGGCGACGGAGAGCUGCGCGCAACUGGGGACCGGGAGGGGGAGGCUCGGACUGCGCUCUAACAGGGAGGGAACUGUCUGCGGCCCCCUCAAGCAGGGAGAGGCGAAGGGGAAACAUUUGCAAAAGCAUCGCCCCCUGCACUGACCACGGCGAAAGGGCUAUUGACUUGAAUGGACCCGUGCAGGGCCGCCACCGCCUGCUUUUUCUCGGCGCGGGGGGGGAGCGGGACUCAUUUGUGACCCUUGGCAAAUGAGAGCUCACUCCGCAGGGCCUCCGUGCAGUGCAUCCCCUUCUCUCGGAAAGAGGCCAGCGGCAGAAGAGACACUGGUGGACAGUCGGGGCCUUUCCCUCCCACUCUUGAUUGGUAUUUUCCUGGAGGGUUUGAAUCCAAAGACCGGGAGGGGAGGGAUAUCUGCUGUCAAGUCUGUACAUAGACCGUAUUCUCCCGUUCAAGCGGGCCCACUGAAAAGGGGUGGGGGGAAGCUGUGGCUUAUUUAACCGUGGACUGGGCCUCCUCCUCCCUUGGGUCUGAUUUGCAGUGGGGGCGCGUCCUACGAUGGGGGUGGGGGAGGGUUUUGUCCUUCUGGGGGCUCUUCAGAGAGGGUGAGAAGAAAUCGCGACGAGGGGGUGGGGGAGGGAAAUGUGUUCCAACUUCAUGUUUUUUUUGUGCCCGUUCUCCGAUUUUUUUUCUUUUUGAAGCUGCAAAUGCUUCAGUUGGAUUUAUUUAAGUGAUCUAUCUUUGCAAAACAGAAAAGAGAACUUAUUUUGCACAACUGGGUGUUUAAUUUAAAAAAGAAAGUUGACACUUUAUGCACUUGUAAUCUGCAAACCAACACUGUAGCAUUACAGAAAAAACCCUUUUUCUUAAAUGUUAACCUCAUUUUGGGGCAGGGUCCAGCUCAGUCCUCGUUCAGUGAAGCACUUGGAAAUCCUGUUGAUUCCUAAGCAGCUUCUGCAGUUAGUCAGUGGGACUUUAGUGCAUGACGCUGGCUGGAUCAUGUCCUUUGUUUUCUGUUCUCUUGAUUGACUUAAGCAAAACCACUGUUAUUUUUUUUAAAAAAAUUGCCUGGAGAAACACUGUCUUUAUUUGUGACAAUUACAUGUUAUUUUUUGAGUGCUCAGUGCCGUUUAUUUGGGAUCAUUUUUUUUAAAAAACCCACAGCCACACAUGUUUUGAUAGGUCAACUUUGAGGUCUGUUCAAAAGAAUAACUUGUGCUUCUUUGUUUUACACAACAGACUUCACUCCCCCCCCUUUAUUACCAUUUUAUACAAUGGUACUAAGGACUUAACUCUAAAUUUGACCUGGUUUAAAAAAAGACAUGUGAAGUUUACAUAAAAUGAUAUAAGCUGUGUAUGCAGUUUUUUAAAUGUAAAAUAUUAAAAGAUUCUAUGACUACA